AUGUCGAAAGCAAAGCUUACUUGGGAAGCAGCGCGCAAAGCAUACGAAGAGCUCGAAACGGCUGGUGACUUCAAACCACCAUCUGGCGACAUCGUGGCAGCUGCUAUAGCAUUCAGUGUUAUGAUCGCGUUCGAAUACCGACCGCGGAAAAAGGAUGAACCGUUCGUACCUGAACUGUUUGUCAAGGAUAUGCUUGGGGAUUGUGCGGCGACGCAAAUCGACGCUUUGUUAGAUCGGAAAGGGUGGCAUCACUUGGAUAGGGAUAAAUUGAAGCGAACGGCUGCAAUGCAUGUUGGGGACCUGUACUGA
This is a messenger RNA of Mollisia scopiformis, 309 nucleotides long. RefSeq lists its product as uncharacterized. Bases 1 to 309 code for a protein of 102 amino acids. Lineage: Eukaryota; Fungi; Ascomycota; Leotiomycetes; Helotiales; Mollisiaceae. The record is from RefSeq and is a predicted model, not a curated record. The transcript has 3 exons.